GCCUGAUUGGUGGAUUCUUCUACAGCAGAGAAAACUUCCCACACACUGAUUUUACUGAUUCCUGGACAUUUCAUUUAAUGAGGUGUUCAUACUGCAGACUGCGGGACAAAAGCAGAUCAGUUUGUGAGUGCUGGCUGGAGGAAGAAAACGUGAAAUAACAGAUCUAUCCGUGUCUUAUCCGGACAGGUGAGCCAUGCCCUCUGGUUGUGGAAGUGCAUGCUUGGAAGAUGUUUCCACAGAUGUAACUCGCGUUGAAAAGUCUUCCAGUGCGGAUGGAGAUGCUGUAACUGUGACCAGUGAUCACAGGUUAUCUGGAAGUGGGAGUGAGCUGGAGGACACAGAAGGAGCUUCAGAUCAGAGGGACUGGAUCCGCCCUGAUUUGCCCAGCAGAUGUACCUGGAGGCUGGGAGCAGCGGUUUCAGAGUCACCUCACAGCCACCCAGCACACAUCAAACCUCCCAGCAUCCUCCCCAACAUCCUGGGGAAAAUUGGACACACACCUCUGGUUCGUUUGAACAGAAUCCCAAAGGAGUUCGAGCUCAAGUGUGAUGUUUUGGCCAAGUGUGAGUUCUUCAGUGCAGGAGGCAGCAUGAAGGACCGGAUCGCUCUGCGGAUGGUGGAGGACGCUGAGAGAGCCGGGAUCCUCAAACCAAGAGACACGAUCAUCGAGCCCUCCUCUGGAAACACGGGUAUUGGCCUCGCCCUCACCGCUGCAGUGAAAGGCUACCGCUGCAUUAUUACCAUGCCUGAGAAGAUGAGCCUGGAGAAGGUGGAUGUGCUAAGAGCUCUCGGAGCAGAAGUUGUGCGCACACCUACAUCUGCAGCUUUUGAUUCUCCAGAGUCUCAUGUACGUAUGGCCUGGCAACUAAAGAAUCAGAUCCCCAACUCGCACAUCCUCGACCAGUAUCGCAACGCCAGCAACCCCCUGGCUCACUAUGACACCACAGCAGAGGAGAUACUGGAGCAGUGUGACGGUAAACUGGACAUGCUGGUGGCUGGAGCCGGUACAGGUGGUACACUCACAGGUGUUGCUCGAAAGCUGAAAGAGAGGUGCCCUAAUGUCAAGAUUGUUGGUGUGGAUCCUGAGGGCUCUGUUCUUGUUGCCCCAAAAGAAAAGAAUGAGAAGACUUCGUUUGAAGUGGAGGGCAUUGGAUACGACUUCAUCCCCACCGUGCUGGAUAAAUCUGUUGUGGACUUGUGGUACAAAUCAAGCGAUGUGGAAACGUUCACCAUGGCACGCAGACUGAUCAGAGAGGAGGGUCUUCUGUGUGGCGGAAGCUCCGGCUCUGUGAUGGCAGCAGCGGUGAAGACGGCUCAGCAGCUGGAGGAGGGACAGCGCUGUGUGGUCAUCCUGGCCGACUCCGUCCGAAACUACAUGUCAAAGUUCCUGAGUGAUCAGUGGAUGUGUGAGAAGGGUUUCCUCGGCCCGGAGGCCCCAGUCGACGUCAAACCCUGGUGGUGGGACCUGACUGUCCAGAGUCUACAUCUGUCCGUCCCUCUCACUGUGUCUCCGUCUGUGUCCUGCCAGAAAACUGUUGAGAUCCUGAAGGAGAACAGGAUCGACCAGGUUCCAGUCGUCACUGAGUCAGGUGCCAUCAUAGGGAUGGUGACUCUGGAAACCAUUUUGUCCUCUCUGUUGGCCAAUAAAGUGGAGCUUUCAGACGCUGUCAGUCUGGUGCUCUGUAAGGACUUCAGACAGGUGCAGCCGACAGACAGUCUGGGGAAACUGUCCCACAUCCUGGAAACUGACAGCUUUGCCCUGGUGGUGUUUGAUCACACCCAGUAUGUGACCGAUGGUUCGGCUCGUCGGAGGCAGACGGUGUUUGGUGUCGUGACGGCGAUCGACCUGCUCAGCUACAUCACCACACAAGAGGAUCGCUCGUCUUCUAAAUGCUCGCUGUCAGACAACGAGUCUCUGUGACUGUUUCCUGUCAGAGGCAGAACGUGAUCACCUGUAGUUUAGGCUACAUCACAAAAUCAAUUUUAAACAAGAAGACAAUCCUUUAUUGCUCCCCACACCAGAGUAAGUUUAGAGUUACAACAGAAACAAACGUAUAAUAUUUGGGUUGAUAUAUAAUUGAGGGACUUUUGAAGUUCAUGGGAUAUAUCUUGCAUACAUUUUUAUUAAGUUUAAAAAAAAAAGUUUUUUAUGUUAAUUGUGAUAAUGUCUUUACAAAUUCCAUCAUUAUUUAUUAUGGAAACAAUCACUUAAAAAAUGAGUGGAUAUCACUAAAAUGGCAAUUAAAUAACCAUCCAACAAUUUUUCUUUAUCAUCAGACAGUGAUGCUGAUGUUGCAAAGUCUUACAGCAGAUAACCUUUAACUUAUCAAUAAGUUAUUUUUUAUCUUCAUCUACAAAUCUUUUGAUGACAGCUGCUGUCAUACUGCCACUAACCUUUUGAUUCAUUUAAUGUUUGCCGUUUUAGGAAAUUUUGAACUUUUUUUCUUUGAAAAUUCUCAUUUUUUUACAAUGUAAACACCUUGACAGUAGAACGAAAUAGAAAAACAUCAGCUGCAUUCUUUAAAGAAUUCAUCUGUACAGUAUCAUUCUAUGUUGUUUAAAUUUUUGUGAUUCACACGUGUUUAACACUGUUUUUAGCUCGUAGCUCUACAUGCAAAGUAAUAUCUUAAAUUGAACGUCCGUUUACUGACUCUUUCUGACUGGAUUUUAGUAUCAGAUGUGGAUGUUCUUCUGGAGCUUUCUCAGGUCUUCCUCUGUGACUUUGAGUGUUUCUAGGCUAAUGCAGUGACUGCUAUAUAGUUUAUGACCACCUGAGCUUCAUACUUGAACAAAGACAAUGAGUGAACAUCCCUGUAAGAACAAAUGAAGGCUGUGAAAUGUGCAUGAAAACAGUCUCUUUCUUAAGGAACAGUGAUAAAGCAAAAGUCUGUCUCUUUGAGUUCAUAAAAUACAUAUAUAAAAAAACACCAUGUGGACAUUUACAGAGGUAAAAAUAUUGAUUUUCACCAGAGGGGGUCUUUAAUAUUUACAAGGCUUAGCGCUCUCUGGUGUGUCAAGUAAAAUGCACAGACGAGUCUUCUAACUGAAAAUAUGGUGCUUUACAGCUGUGGCCUUGUCUUGGCUCUCCGUGGAUGUUCAGCAGCUCCUUAUGUUUUAUGAAUUUACUGGAAUCAUUUUGACUCAAUAGAACCUUUGAUGAUUUCCUGCUGCUCAGUACAGGCAGGCAGAUAAAAGCCUCCAUCUAGCGGCUGAAAAUAUCAAAUCAGGCAACUACACUGGAGUAUUUCGGCUCUGCGUUUUAUUCGAUGCCACAGUCUUCUUUGGUCUUGCCUGGGGACCAGACAGCCUUUAUAUUGUGUAUUAUAAAUACACAUAAAGUCAGUCUGGAACUGCUCCAUUGAACCAAAUCUAGCCCAGAGGCGGGACUACCGAUCACAGCUUGAAUUGGAGAGAGCCAAUCAGCGUAACACAUGUGUGACGCAAUCACUAAGCGACCUAACAAUUGCCUUUCCGCCAUGAUGUUUUGUAGUUUUAACAGCUUCCUUCGCCGUACAGGGGUCCUGAGGAAAAUCUAAGCUCUCCCUUUCAACAGUGGAGGGCAGCAUUAUGCAUUCUAUCGUACAGCCUGCCGGAAUUAAAAAUACAUCCUUUUUAAAAAGAAAAGCUUUAAGAGCUGCUUCUUGUUGAGGUUUUAAGGACAAAUUCAGCCCGAGCAAAACAGAGGAAAGCGCACGAGAGAAACCUCGCUCUGUUGCGGUCGCAUCGUUAACUCCCGCCUCUGGUGCUCUGAUUGGUUCGGUCUGAUCUGCUCGGAGCUUGAAAACCUGUCAAAAUGUGUCAAUGGAGGAGGGCUAGACCGUAUUUCCGUAUAUCCCUUAUAACGGGAAUACAGUCUAGCUAAGCUAGGCUAUCUUUGGUCUACAACUGUUGCAGAAAAAUAAACUGAAAAGUCUGUUUAA
Acanthochromis polyacanthus (spiny chromis) is the source of this 3920-nucleotide messenger RNA. It is a transcript of the gene cbsb, whose product is annotated as cystathionine beta-synthase b. NCBI's taxonomy places the organism in Eukaryota, Metazoa, Chordata, Actinopteri, Pomacentridae. The record is from RefSeq and is a predicted model, not a curated record. Gene Ontology annotation, molecular function: cystathionine beta-synthase activity; cysteine synthase activity. Gene Ontology annotation, cellular component: cytoplasm. Bases 194 to 1921 code for a protein of 575 amino acids. The transcript has 15 exons.